This is a messenger RNA of Vigna radiata var. radiata (mung bean), 1325 nucleotides long. Its product is annotated as protein SRG1. The record is from RefSeq and is a predicted model, not a curated record. The transcript has 4 exons. NCBI's taxonomy places the organism in Eukaryota, Viridiplantae, Streptophyta, Magnoliopsida, Fabales, Fabaceae. Bases 116 to 1171 code for a protein of 351 amino acids.
GGAUAUAUUAGAGAAGCAUGACGUGGGUCAAUAGCGACGGCCGAAGACAUCAUAAAAGCGAGCCCAUUCCCAAGUUCAUCGCGUUGACCUUUCUAUCCACAGAACAUUACCAGUAAUGGCGGAAUCGGGCGACGUAGAGAUAGCUGGGACACCCGUCCAAGAGUUGGUGUUGAAUCCUCAAAAUAUGCCAAAAAAUUACAUUUACGAGGAAGGUGGUUCUGGAUUUCGAGAUGCUCUUUUGCCAUCACAGGAUGACGAUAUUCCUGUGAUCGAUCUCCAUCGCCUCUCAUCUCCAUUCACAGCACAACAAGAACUUGCAAAACUUCACCACGCACUCCAUUCAUGGGGCUGCUUUCAGGCAAUAAACCAUGGAAUGGAAAGCUCAUUUCUGGACAAGGUGAGGGAAGUUUCAAAGCAGUUCUUUGAACUUCCAAAGGAAGAAAAGAAAAAAUGUGCAAGGGAACCAAACGAUAUCGAAGGAUAUGGAAAUGAUAUAAUAUAUUCAAAGCAGCAAAGGCUUGAUUGGACUGACAGAGUGUACCUUAAGGUCCUACCUGAAGAUCAGAGGCAGUUCAAAUUUUGGCCUCAAAGCCCUGAUGAUUUCAGGAGUACUGUCCUACAAUAUACCGAAAGCCUAAGGCUGCUAAGUGAAGUAAUCCUUAAGGCCAUGGCUAAGUCAUUGAAUUUGGAAGAAAAUUCCUUCCUAAAUGAAACCGGAGAGAGAUCUAAUAUGUUUCUGAGGUUUAACUAUUACCCUCCAUGUCCAAUCCCUGAUCAUGUUCUAGGCGUCAAGCCACAUGCAGAUGGAUCCACCAUUACUUUUCUGUUGCAAGAUAAAGAAGUAGAAGGCCUCCAAGUCCUCAAAGAUGAUCAGUGGUUUAAAGUUCCAAUCAUCCCUAAUGCUCUCUUAAUUAAUGUUGGUGAUCAAAUAGAGAUAAUGAGCAAUGGGAUUUUCCGGAGCCCUGUGCACAGGGUAGUGAUAAAUAAAGAGAAGGAAAGGCUAACAGCAGCAAUGUUCUGCAUCCCGGAUCCAGAAAAAGUGAUCAAACCGUUGGAUAAGCUAGUGGACGAGACAAGGCCAAUAUUAUACAGACCCGUCAAAAAUUAUGUUGAGAUCUAUUUCCAAUAUUACCAGCAAGGGAAGAGACCAAUGGAAGCUUCAAAGAUUUAGGUUUUGAUUAAGUCUAAUGUUUUUCCUGAUUUGGUUAAAUAAAACAGAACAAAGAUGCAGCCAAAUUUCAAGUUAUGAUCCCUGCUAUAAACUGCAUUCUAAAUGCUUGAUGAAAGGUAUACAAGUUUUAUUCUGAGCAGCCCUUUAAAAAUAA